AUGCAUGACAGGAAGGAGAUUGAGGGACGAGCUGCAGGCAAACAAAUCGUUUACCACGCCCUCCAAGACGCACCUUCAGACUCCACUCCGUCCAAACUCACCGCUCUAGACCAAGAAAUCGAGAACCUCCGCGUCCAGCUCGCCUCGACAAAAGCAAAUGAAAAAUCCCUCCGUUCGGAGCUAGGCACGUUGAAUGCGCGGGUCUCUACGGGGAAGUUGCGUGGCAUUGUGUGCGGGUUGGAGAGGGAGCGGGAGGAGUUGUUGGUUCGUCUUAAGCCAUUGAGGGAGAAGGAUUGGAAGAGGGAAGGGGCGGAGAGUCGGCUUGUUUCUGCGGAAGAGUUGGAGAGGGUUGAAGGGGAAUGGAAGGUGUGGAAGAAUACGGCUGUAGGGAGGAAGAGGAUAUGUAGGGAGAUAUGGGAAAGGUGUUCGGAGGUUUUGCUGGAGGGGAUGAAGGAGGGGGAAGGGAGACAAGAGUUGUGGGAGAGUUUGGGGUUGGAGGGGAGGUUGUAG
Molecule: messenger RNA, 510 nt
Organism: Paracoccidioides lutzii Pb01
Exons: 2
Coding region: 1-510 (169 amino acids)
Biological process (GO): homologous chromosome pairing at meiosis; meiotic strand invasion involved in reciprocal meiotic recombination; meiotic joint molecule formation
Cellular component (GO): DNA recombinase auxiliary factor complex; condensed nuclear chromosome
Molecular function (GO): double-stranded DNA binding; recombinase activator activity
Source: RefSeq, a predicted model, not a curated record